This is a messenger RNA of Rhopilema esculentum, 3032 nucleotides long. NCBI's taxonomy places the organism in Eukaryota, Metazoa, Cnidaria, Scyphozoa, Rhizostomeae, Rhizostomatidae. The record is from RefSeq and is a predicted model, not a curated record.
AACCUCCAUUUCGUCUUAGCAACAGAGGAUUGCAUAGUUUUCCUAGCAACUGUACCAUAACGAUCUCUGGAAGGGAAAAACGGUCACUUUAGUUGGGUCUCACCAAGAGAACACGAGUUUGAAGACAUAACAAAAAAUGAUUCAAGUGGCAUCUAGGGCGAACAUGGAAUAUCCAUCAUCAAACAUAAAUGAUGUGGAGGCAAAGAUUCGAAAUGCUGCCCAAGUUAGAUGUGCAAGAACAGAUGAGUACUUAAAGGAUUUUGACAGGCUUCGUACUGGAUAUAUAACAAAAGUGCAGCUAAAACGGUGCUUAGAUCAGCAUUAUGGCAUCGUUUUGGAACCUCUUGAAGAAGAUAUCCUCAUGGCAAAAUAUGGCUCAGAUAGACAAAAGCCUGGCAUGUUUAACUACAGAGAUUUUUGUGCUGUGAUUGACAAAGGAUUUGAAGCCACAACCUAUCCAAAAGAACAAAGCAAAACAUCACCAAAUGUGAUCUCAAGAAGACCGAUCAGUCCAGAACUGAAUGAAAAAUCCCAACAGAUACUGACUCGCAUUGCGCCGCACUACGAAUAUCAUGGCAUCAAUGUCAAGUCUUGCUAUGAAGAUUUCGAUAAGCAUAACAUCGGGACAAUAACUGAAAGUCAGUUCUAUCGCAGCUUUCCUGGUCCAUCGGAUGUCCAAGAAAGUGAAAUGCGUCUGCUUGCUAGGAAAUAUCGACAUCCAACCAAACAGGGGAUGUGCAAUUAUCUGGAUUUUCAUCAAGACAUUGUCGAAACUCAGAAUGAAUUGAAUUCUUCCAAAAUGGCACAAAAGGACAUUGAGUUUACAGAAGAUGAAUUCAUAACAACAAAGUCGAGAAAAGAAACCGAUCUCCAAGGAGUGUUUAGCAAGAUUCGUGUUGCUGUUCACAAAAAUGGAAUCCGUACAACUGAGUUUUUCAGAGACCAUGACAAACUUAGGAGUGGAAUAAUAACCGAGAACCAGUUUGUUUGUGGAUUAUCACUUUGCUGCGGAUCUCAAGCCAGCUUAACGAGAGACGAAAUCCAGCUUCUUGUGAACUUCUACAAAUUGCCGGACGGGAGAGUGCGGUACAAGGAAUUCUGUGACUCCAUGGAGAAUGCGUUUACCAUUCCACAUUUAGAGAAGAACCCAACAGCAGUAGUUUACCGUCCUCAAGUUGGCGAGCUUGCCAAGGUGCCCAAUACACUGUCUCCUGCAGAAGAAGACAGUGUGAUGUCUGUUUUGACAAAUCUACGAGAUAUAGUGCAGAAAAAGAGGCUGAUGAUAUACCCGUAUUUCAAAGAUUUUGAUAGGGCAAAGGGAUACACACGCUGCAUCACUAAAACUCAGUUUAGCAGAAUGCUCCACAUGGUUGGAUUGGACGUCUCCCAAGCAGAUCUAGAGCUUUUAGCUCGGAAGUUUGACUGUGGUGGUGAUGUAUAUUAUCCAGCAUUUAUUCAAGCCAUCGACUCAGAAUAUGUAGGAACUGCUGAGCUGAAGCAGAAUUCUUCCUCAGAAAGGUCUUCCAGCAUUAUUGGGACGCCUACGACUCCUGUAACAAAGAGAGUUGAUCUGGCAGCAGUUGUUGGACGGAUUCGCCAUCAUGUAUUAGUCAACAGUUUGAGGAUAGAAGAGUUCUUUCAAGAUUUUGAUCCUCUUCGGCAUGGCUCUAUUAGUGAAAGCCGAUUUCGAAUGGGCCUAAGUGCAAUGGGUUCUAAUCUUAGUGAAGCUGAGUUUAAAUGUUUGACCCAAACUUAUGCAGACCCAAAGAGAUCUGGGAACGUGUUGUGGAAUGACUUUUUGCUCGACAUCGAAAUUGUUUUUACAAAACGGGGAUUGGAGAAAACUCCAAGAUACACAGUUGCCACAUCUAAGGAAUUUGUCAUGCAAAAGCCGGGAACAAUAAACUGGGAAAGCACCUCAGCCGAAAAAAGACAAAUAUUAGACUCAGCCAUGUCGAGGAUGAGAGAAACUGCAAAGCAAAGAAGGGUCCUUGCCAAACCAUGUUUUCAAGAUUUUGACAGACAUAACAAAGGCUACGUCACAAAGUCCCAGUUUUGUCAGUGUCUCACUUCCCUUUGCCUGAAUGCGAGCAAAGAAGAGAUGGACGUGAUUAUUGAAAAAUAUGCUGAUGAUACCGGCUUUAAUUACGUCAGAUUCUUAGAAGACCUACAGCCUUCAGAGAAAACCGAAAAUAAAUACAUUGAGCGGCUAAAAGAGCUGGAACUUGUUAACAAGAAAGAAAUAAAAGAUUCGGGAAGUGCUGGCAUUGUGCAUGUAAUGAACAAAAUAAGAACUAAAGUCGUCAAAGAGAGAAUUAGAGUCGAAGAGUUCAUGAGAGAUUAUGACAAGCUCAGAACAGGAAGGCUUUUGAAGAGCGUCUUUCCACGGGCCAUUGACCUCUGCCAGUUGGGACUUGUUAAAUCCGAAGUCGAAGACCUAAUGACAUUCUACGAGUCAUUGAAUUAUCCUGACUAUGUGGAUUACACACAAUUCUGCGAUGAUGUCGAAAGUGUUUUCACAGUCAAAGGUCUUGAGAAGAACCCACUCUACGAUGUGAAGCAGUUCCGACCACCGCCUGACAGCGAGAACAAUAAACUAGCCGAGAAUGCAGAGAACAUGCUGGAGACGGUCAUGCAUAGGCUGGCCGAUCGAGUGAGAAUAAGAAGGAUCCAGAUAUUUCCUCUGUUUGAAGACUACGACCGUGUUCACAAUGGAUCCGUCUCGAGGUCGCAGUUUCAUCGUGUUCUGAGUGAGCUGGAACUUGGCUCCCUUGUCAGCGCAAGGGAAUUCGAUGUCUUGUAUAAAAAGUUCGACAUUAUGAUUGGCGGGAAACACGACUUCAAUUAUAUUGGAUUUUGUGAUAUGAUUAACGAGUAUGCUCAGUUUGAAUAUGGGAAACCCUAGAAUACGCCCUUUGGCGAGGCAGAACAAUUUUUUUGUUUGAAAGCUUCUCAUUCUCUCUAGUUUUAAUAAUUGUGUUUUCGGUAUCAUGAAUUGUAAAUAUAUAUGUAUUGAAAAGACAAGCAUACUA